Molecule: messenger RNA, 1917 nt
Organism: Sporothrix brasiliensis 5110
Lineage: Eukaryota; Fungi; Ascomycota; Sordariomycetes; Ophiostomatales; Ophiostomataceae
Exons: 2
Coding region: 1-1917 (638 amino acids)
Biological process (GO): regulation of transcription by RNA polymerase II
Cellular component (GO): Rpd3S complex
Source: RefSeq, a predicted model, not a curated record
AUGUUUGUUCUUCUUCAGGACGACAAUGACGAUUAUUGCGCGUCGUGUAGUGGAAGUGGUGACUUGGUCUGCUGCGAUGGCUGCACGCGAUCGUUCCAUUUCAACUGUGUUGAUCCGCCCGUCCACGAGGAUCGUGAUCUUCCCGAUGAGUGGUUCUGCAACGUGUGCAUUGCGCGGCGCAAUCCGGCGUCCCUGACGCGCUACACGGGCGUUUUUGGUGCACUGCUCAAUAUCAUGGAACAGAGAAAUUCCAGUGCCUUCAGCCUGCCCAGCGAGACGCGGAAUUACUUUGAGGGCAUGAAAACGGGAACUGAGGGCGAGUACGAAGACAUCGUCGUGACUGGUACCAGUCGGACAAGAAAACGCAACUAUGAUGAGGCACCCGACUUUUUCCGGAUUCGUGACAACGAUGGCAAUCCAGUAUUGUGCCACAUCUGCAACAGCUCUGCCCAAGACAACAGGCCCAUCAUUCCCUGCGCCUAUUGUGGUCUGUGGUGGCAUAUUGAUUGCCUGGAUCCUCCAAUGGCGAACCCGCCUGUCUUGCGGAACUGGCGCUGCCCGGCACAUACGGACGACAUCUUGGCCAAACUCCCCGGCCAGCUUGGACCUGCGCACCGCUUCCGCAAAAUCAAGGGCGCCCCCGUCGUCAAGCCUUCGUACUCUCGUGGCAUGAUCAACAAUGGGUUCAUCGAGUUCACCUCGGACGACGAUUCGUCGGACAACCAGAGCGGGUGGAAGCACGUGCAGUCCUUUGGCCGUGUGCAGCGCAUUGGGACACGCGGCGUGGAACUCGAUUUUCUGGAGCAGAUCCGAAAAGAGCAAAACACCGGCAAACAGCGGCGGGCGCGGAUGCACCGCUAUCAAGAGCGCCCCGAAUUUCGCAACGAUGAAAUCGAGGUCGUGCCCAAGGCGGAGCCUGCAGCCGAGCCCAACCGUGUCCUUCUUACUGAUCGCCACCGCAUAGACGAAGCCCAGGCUGCGCAAAACCUCUCAGCUCUCUAUACCUCGGAGGAGCGGACGGAUCGCAGCGGGGACUUGAUCAAUGCUCUCUUGUCUCAAGCAGAUGCCUCUGUGAUUUCUAUGAUGGCACAGGGUAGCCCGCUCAACAUUGAAAUUGGCUCGGCUUUGACACAGGAAGACCUGGCUGCUCUGCAAGCUAUGCGAGCGCGGAUCGACCUCUUGUUAUCCAAUCCGAGAACAAGGGCAGAGAGCCGUCAAGUUGACGACCUGAAGGCGAGGGAAGCUGGUGCAGACGAGGCCCAGGAAGUCCCAGAAGUCGCCAUGGAAGAUGUACAGGUGGCCGGCGAGGGGCUCCCAGAACCUGAUUCUGAACAGAUCGUUCCAGAAACGAACGAAGUCAUGAGCCUCGUCUCGGACAAUGGCGAGAACGAAGACGAGGAUCCUCCGACAAUUACAACUCCUCUGAAUGCCUCAGAAGACGAGCCAGGCUCUGCCGUCUGGCCAGUUGAGCACAGCGUCAGCGACCCCGGCAGUGGAACUGGUACACUGCCGGCGUCAGCCAAGGCCGAACUCUCCGAGAAUGAUAUUGACGGUUUCCGUUUAUGCGAUCACAACAACGCCAAACGGCCACCAGCAGCAGGCGAUUCCGUGCCAGGGCCUAUCCUCGAGAAGACGCUGGAGACGGUUGCGAUUUCGAACACGGCAGACGGCGACAAGGAGAAGGAGGACGAGGAGGACAAGCAGGGCGAAGGCCAGCAAGGCGCCGAUGCUACGGCUAAUGAUGUGGCAUCCCCGCCGACGCCUGUGCCAGCAUCUUCAGAAACCGCUGUUGGAGACGAAGACAACAAGGAAAACGAGAAGAUGGCCGACCGCCUUGAUAAGCAGAGCGAGCAGGCAGAUGGUGGUCUGGAGCGCACCGAAGCCCGCGCCGAAACCAACGACGCUGCUGACACAUGA